AUGGCUGCCAACGACUACUACAGCUCUUUCAACCCAGGCAGGAGAGAAGACGCCCCUCUGCCUCCUGUGCCCCCUUCGUCGUCGCCCUCUCCGCUGCCAUCGCCGCACCCGACCCGACCGCACAUCGACACCCAAAACCUAGAGAGCUACGGCCACUCUCACCCGUCUGCUCACUCGCACCCUUCCGCCCACACCUACCACACCGGCCACUCGCCUGUCGGCUCUCCCUUCACCGACAAUGCCUAUCCUUCAUACCCGCAAGACACACAUCCGCCGCCUAACCCGUACGGGCCCGUGCACGGCGACGACGAUACUGCCUACCAUGGAGCCGGCGCAUAUGGACAACAUGGCCGUGCGGACAACGACCCCUUCGGCGACAACCAGGCCAUUCCGCUCCACGCCCAACAACCGAAGCUGGAUGCAAGUCCCUCGCGAUACAACGGCGAUCCCGAGGGCCAGGCGCCUCUCGUUGGCGGUCCUGGCGGAAUGAGGAGAGAACGUAGCAUGCGCCAGAAGAAGAAGGGCGGCUGGUUUUCUGGCAAGAUUACCUGGGUCGUUUUCACCUUGACAGUGGUUCAAAUUGCUGUUUUCAUCGGUGAAAUCAUUCGCAACGCUACCCUUACCGGUUCGCCCAUCAUGAUCAAGCCCACGUUCAACCCGAUGAUCGGUCCCUCCGGCUACGUCUACAUCAACAUGGGUGCCCGUUUCAUUCCGUGCAUGCGCCACAUGGGAGGAGGAGGUGAGGUCGAGAUUACGCCUGACAUUGCCUUUCCGUGCCCCAACUCCACAACCGGCGCUGCUGAAUGCUCGCUGAACACGCUCUGCGGAAUGAGCGGCAUCCCUGAAUCCGAUGGCGAGCUGAAACCCAACCAAUGGUAUCGCUUUAUCACGCCCAUAUUCCUUCACGGAGGCCUCAUCCAUAUUAUUUUCAACAUGCUUGUGCAAAUGACCAUCGGACGCGAUGUGGAACGGCUGAUUGGCUCCAUUCGCUUUUUCCUGGUCUAUUUUGCAUCUGGUAUUUUUGGUAAUGUCCUCGGUGCCAAUUAUGCGCCAAACGGCAUGCCUUCGGUCGGUGCAUCGGGCGCCCUUUUCGGUAUCAUCGCCAUAACACUUCUAGAUCUGCUCUACCACUGGAAGGAACGCGAACACCCCAAGAAAGAACUUCUCUUCAUCAUGCUCGACGUUGUUAUCGCCUUCGUUCUGGGUCUCCUGCCUGGUCUGGACAACUUCGCGCAUAUUGGUGGAUUUAUUAUGGGACUCGGCCUCGGUAUUUCCAUUCUCCACUCGCCUCAAGUCCUCCGCGAGCGCACCGGCAUGGAUGAACCUCCUUACUCGGCCGUUCCCAACUCCAAGCAUGGCGGCGAAUUCGAGACGAUGAAGAACUUCACCAAACAGCCCGUGGGCUUUUUCAAGGGCAGGAAGCCGCUUUGGUGGGCGUGGUGGUUGAUUCGUGCCGGAUGCAUUGUUGUCGUGUUUGUUGCGUUCAUUGUGCUCCUGAACAACUUCUACUCGACUCACAGCACUUGCAGCUGGUGCAAGUAUCUCAACUGCCUUCCUGUCAGCGACUGGUGUGACUCAAACACGCUCACUAUCACGCAAACGAACUCAACGAGCAAGCGUGACCUAUUCGGGCUUGAGAAGUACAUGCUACCGGAUUUUGACUCGCCAAUGUGA
Molecule: messenger RNA, 1674 nt
Organism: Lasiodiplodia theobromae
Lineage: Eukaryota; Fungi; Ascomycota; Dothideomycetes; Botryosphaeriales; Botryosphaeriaceae
Product: Rhomboid family membrane protein
Exons: 4
Coding region: 1-1674 (557 amino acids)
Biological process (GO): proteolysis
Cellular component (GO): membrane
Molecular function (GO): serine-type endopeptidase activity
Source: RefSeq, a predicted model, not a curated record